Trametes versicolor FP-101664 SS1 is the source of this 882-nucleotide messenger RNA. Its product is annotated as NAD-P-binding protein. The record is from RefSeq and is a predicted model, not a curated record. The transcript has 5 exons. Lineage: Eukaryota; Fungi; Basidiomycota; Agaricomycetes; Polyporales; Polyporaceae. Bases 1 to 882 code for a protein of 293 amino acids.
AUGGGCGCCCUCCACCAAAAGAUCUGGCUCAUAACAGGCACCUCCUCCGGCUUCGGCAAGCGUCUCGUCGCGUCCGUACUCGCCCGUGGAGACUGUGUCAUUGCUACCGCACGCAACCUCGAGAAGCUUCGCGCGAUCUUCCCCGCCGCCGAGCGCUCCCGCCUCCGCCUGAUGCAGCUCGACGUCUCCGACAGCGCCGAGACCGUCCAGCAGCGCAUCAAGGACGCGCUCGCGUGCUGGGGCCGCAUAGACGUCGUCGUCAACAACGCCGGGUACGGUGUCAAGGCCGUCCUCGAAGAGGGAGGGUCCCUCGCUGCGCUCACCCAGUUCCAAACCAACGUCUUCGGCGUCCUGAACGUCACCAACGCCGUCCUGCCGCACAUGCGCGAGCGCCGCUCAGGAACGGUCGUCAUCAUUGGCUCAAGGUCCGCAUGGCGCCCUGAGGUCUCGCCCGCCGGCUUCUACGCCGCAUCGAAAGCCGCAGUGCAUGCGAUCGGCGAGACCUACGCGGCCGAGCUGAAGCCGUUCGGCGUGCGCGUGCUCAUCGUCGCCCCAGGCGCGUUCCGCACCGAGGGCGUGCACGCGUACCCCGCAACCAUCCACAACCACGUGCCCGCGUACGACGCGGCGCGCAACGCGGGCAUGGCGCGCUUCGCGGCCGUCGCGGGCAACGAGCGCGGCGACCCCGCGCGCGCGAUGGACCUGCUCGUCGACGUCGUCAAGGGCGAGGGCCGCGCGGCGGGCCGCGAGUGGCCGCUGUGGCUCGUGCUCGGGCGCGACGCGUACACGGACGUGCGCGCGAAGGUCGGGCGGUUGUUGAAGACGAUGGACGCGUGGGAGGACGUCGCGACCGACCUCGAGUUCCCCGAGAGCGCGUUGUGA